Pseudoliparis swirei is the source of this 2387-nucleotide messenger RNA. It is a transcript of the gene il22, whose product is annotated as interleukin 22. The record is from RefSeq and is a predicted model, not a curated record. Lineage: Eukaryota; Metazoa; Chordata; Actinopteri; Perciformes; Liparidae. Bases 1522 to 2082 code for a protein of 186 amino acids. Gene Ontology annotation, cellular component: extracellular region. The transcript is spliced from 7 exons.
UUAAUUAUUCAAAAUAAACUCAAGUAGCACAACUUCAUACGACUCUGGACAAUAAAUACAAGAAAAAGAUUCAAUCAGGAAACAACUCUAUCAAUUAAAAAAUGUCGAUGAAUAUAGUGAAAUAAAAAAUAAAAUAUUUCCCUGUGAGACGUGGAGUGGAAGUAUAAAUAUUAAUAUAAACUCAACAGAAGUACAACUACCAUGAGUACUCUAUUGUCUCACUUAAAAGACGUGUGUCGGAGGUCGUAGAGGAGGAAGAACAAACAUCGUCAUCACUUCCCCCGGACACGGAGAGGACCGAUUACCUGGCAGCGACUCACACUAUUGAAACACACACACACACACACACACACAUGACCAGCAAGAAUAAAGUGUGUGAAUUCCCCUCUAAUGGACUUCAGGCCAGAACAAACAACCCGAAAUCUCUGUGAUGACAUCAUCGAUGAGAACGUUUCCUCAUUGGAGCAACGAGACCGCUAACAUCGUUUAAUACGUCUAGAAACUCAACACCUUAAAAUAACACCGAAAAUAUACAUUUAUUUUGAUUUUGAGCUCUUAAAGCUGCAUUCUCUCUCCUGACCACCAGGGGGCGACUCCUCUGGUUGUAUAGAAGUCUCUUCUUCAUGUGUUGAACCUGCAUUCUCUCUCCUGACCACCAGGGGGCGACUCAUCUGGUUGUAUAGAAGUCUCUUCUUCAUGUGUUGAACCUGCAUUCUCUCUCCUGACCACCAGGGGGCGACUCCUCUGGUUGUAUAGAAGUCUCUGCUUCAUGUGUUAAAGCUGCAUUCUCUCUCCUGACCACCACUUCUGUAAAAAAUAACUAUAUAUCUUUAAUAAUAAUAUGUAAAAUAAAUAAAUUGCAUAUACGGAAUAGUACUUUAUUAUAAAUAUAUCUAUAUAUAUAAAUAUAUAUCUCUAAAUAUAUAUAUCUCAAUGUCUUUUGCUGGAAUUAAGGCAAUAGAUCCCGUUAUUUGUUUAUUUAAUCCUGCUUUUGAACAACAACAUGACGUGUUGGUACUGAUUGGACCUCCAGCUGCUCGGCUCCCGGCCGCUCACCGUCUCCGUGGUUACUUCUGCUCAUUGAUAACUGGGUGCUCCACUUCCCUUUUCUUCUUACACCUCCGAACUGUUUGCGACAUCUCAUGCCUGAUGUGUGACGAGGACAUCUGAAACCUCAUUCGAUGACUUUGUGGAACCGACCUUCUGAAGAUCUGCGCUACAGAAGCAGCAGUCAGAUCGGAAACGAGUAAAUAUGAGCGAUUAAAGAAUAUAGUUUUAAUCUGCAUGUGAAUAUGGGAACCCUCUGUGUCCUUAGAGGGGUCUUUAUGUCUUCAUCUCUCCGACUCAGAAACUCGAUCCGUUGACUUCACACCCGGCAAACAAAAGCUUCAAGGAAAAGAUCCGCCUGGCAGGAAGUUACAGCGGUGGGCGGAGGAUGAUGUGUAUAAAGAGACGGAGCAGAGAGACGUCUUCACACCAGCAUCCACUGACAGACGCUCCUGAAACUCUUCCUCCUGAACCAUGAAGCUCGUCUCCGCCGCUCUCUCCGCCGCCGUCCGCCCGACCGCCGCCAUGCUGGUCGUGCUGCCGCUGCUCCUGAUUGGCUGGGCGGCGGCGCUGCCCGUGGACCGGCCGCUCAGCAAGCCUCUGAGGAGCCACAAGACGUACCAGGCGGUCCAGGAAGUGUCCCGACACGCUCAGGGCAUCCAGACGGAGGACGACUCCAGCAUCCGGCUGCUGUCCAGAGUCAACCCCGACCAGGACCACCUGAAGAUCUGCUGCCUGCACGCCAACAUCCUGGACUUCUACCUGAACAACAUCCUGCACCAGCGCGACAACACGCACCCCAACAUGCACCGGCUGAAGACCGACCUCACCCGCGUUAGCGAGGACCUGCAGACUCAAGGAUGUAACGUGACUCACUAUCACGAUCACCAGCACGCGGUGGCGUUUCGCAAGAAGCUAACGGAGAUGGGUGGCGAGCGCGGGAUGAACAAAGCGGUCGGCGAGAUCGACAUCCUGUUCACGUACCUGCAGGACUUCUGCAUCCAGCCCCGAAACGACACCGCCAACGCCAACUAACGUCUUAUUUAUCAUAUUUAUCCCUUUUAUACCAGCAGCUUUUAUACUUCUAUUUAUUCAGGAUCUAUUUCAUUUCACAACACAUCCGAGAGUUUUGAUACAGUAUUUAUAUUGACGAUUAUUUAUUUAUUUAUUGAUCAGAGAGUUUUUUUGACCUGAAAGGACGCUGGCGUCGACCUCGUUGCCAUAUUAUGGCUCAUUAUUAUUAUUAUUAUUAUUAUUAUUAGGAGUUACAGUAUUGAAACGUUGCACUCAAUAAACUGUGUUUACUUGAAAAACAAAUAAAGUUUGCUUUGGAAUAUGAA